GUUCCUGUCAGCAGGUUUUAGCUCUCACUGACAAACUGUCCAACGGAUUAAAGUGUGUUUUAGUGAGUAAGGUGUUUUUUUUUCUUUUUUGGGAGUGAUAAAUAUCGCGGCGAGACUAUUGGAAUGUAGAUAAAAGGAUAACAUCUCACCUGAGAGACGACUGAAAACUCAGCUCGACGUCUUUUCCAGUUUAGCCACCGAUUCUGAGAGAAAGGAGAGGAGAGAACAGGUCUACAGGUUGCCUGAGUCACAUGGGAACCAAUAUGGGAACAAGAAUCAUCCUGUUGCUACUGGCACUGUGCGUUUGUGGUGUGUCCUGCAUCCUGCGUUCAGCCCCCAGAGUUGCUUUAUCCUUUAAAGAGCUAAUGGACACUCGAACAGUAAGGCCAUUCAGCUUCUCCUUCAACACCAGUGACUACCGAAUUCUCCACAUGGACCAGGACCAGGGACGACUUUACCUGGGCAGCCGCGAGUAUCUUGUGUCCCUGGACAUGCAGAACGUCAACAAGGAACCUCUCAUUAUCCACUGGCCUGCAACAGCUCAAAGAAAAGGGGAGUGUCAGAUGACUGGGAAAGGAACAUAUGGAGAAUGUGCCAACUUUGUACGUUUGAUUGAGCCAUGGAACAGGACUCAUUUGUACACCUGUGGCACAGGAGCUUACAGACCCAUUUGUACCUUUAUCAACAGAGGCUGGAAAGCCGAGGACUACCUCUUCAGGCUGGUCCCUGGAUAUGUGGAUUCAGGAAAGGGCAAAUGCUCCUACGACCCAAACCAUGAAAACGUGGCUGCCCUCAUCAAUGGCAAUCUAUACUCUGGUGUGCAUGUGGACUUUAUGGGCACUGACCCAGCCAUCUUUAGAACUAUGGGAAACAGGCCAGCUAUCAGGACAGAGCAGUAUGACUCUAAGUGGCUUAAUGAGCCGGUGUUUAUUCAAAUAAAGCAGAUUCCAGACAGCUCAGAGAAAAAUGAUGACAAGCUCUACUUCUUCUUCCGGGAGAAGAGUUUGGACUCUGGAGGGACUGCAAGUCCCAGCAUGUUGGCCAGAGUGGGCAGAGUGUGUUUGAAUGAUGAGGGAGGCCAGAAGUUGCUGGUUAACAAGUGGACAACAUUUCUCAAAGCCAGACUUGUGUGCUCUGUAAUGGGUGACGAUGGUGUGGAGACUUUCUUUGAUGAGCUGAGAGAUGUCUUUAUUCAGCCAACCCAGGAUGAACGCAACCCUAUGAUAUAUGCUGUUUUUUCCACUGCAGGGUCUGUGUUUAAGGGAUCGGCUGUGUGUGUGUAUUCUAUGGCUGACAUUCGGAAUGUCUUCAAUGGCCCUUUUGCCCACAAACAAGGACACAAUUACCAGUGGACAAUGUACACCGGGAAGAUUCCCUACCCUCGACCUGGAACUUGUCCAGGAGGCACCUUUACACCAGGUUUGCAUUCCACUAAAGAGUUCUCAGAGGAGGCUGUAAACUUCAUUCGCUUUCACCCACUCAUGUACCACCCAGUGUAUCCUAUACACAAGCGCCCCUUGGUGGUGCGAUCAGGAGUGGACUACCGCUUUACCACAAUUGCUGUGGACCAGGUAGAUGCUGUGGAUGGGAGAUAUGAUGUGUUUUUUCUCGGAACAGAUCGUGGAACAGUGCAGAAAAUUAUAGUACUGCCCAAAGAUCCAACCACCAUGGAAGAGCUGACUUUAGAGGAAGUGGAAGUUUUUAGGACACAAGUGCCUAUUAAGACAAUGAGAAUAUCUGCUAAAAGGCAACAGCUAUAUGUAUCAUCGGAUGCUGGUCUAACCCAGGUGUCUUUACAUCGCUGUGGUGUGUAUGGUAAGGCUUGCUCAGACUGCUGUCUGGCACGAGACCCCUACUGUGCCUGGGAUGGAGAGAACUGUGCUGCCUUUACACAGGCAACUAAAAGGAGAAGCAGAAGGCAGGAUGUUAAACAUGGUGACCCUUUACGUCAAUGCAGAGGCUUCAAUGGUAAAGUUGAGAAAAGACUAAGUGAGACAGUACAGUUCGGCGUGGAGGGUAGCAGUACAUUUUUGGAGUGUGUACCACGAUCUCCUCAGGCUACUGUCAAAUGGCUCUACCAAAAAGAAGGAAGAAGGAAAGUGUUGAACCGAGAGGGAGAAGUCCUGACCACGCCUCAAGGAGUCCUGCUGAAGUCCCUCACCCAAUCAGAUGCUGGUCUCUACCACUGCCUGGCCACUGAGAACAACUUUAAGCACACUCUAGCUCGUGUCUCACUGCGAAUUCUGGAUCGGGACAUCGCAGUGGCACUCACAGUACCUGAUGAGGAGAAUAACAAGGACAGUGGAUAUGAGGAAAUAAAGAUGGAUCAAAAACCUCGUCAGCAUGACGUCCUGCCCAGAAUUGAUGGUGUGCAACCUCUGGAACCUGAAGUGCGAGUGAUCCACCAGUACUGCCAGUCCUACUGGGAACAGCUCACUUCUGCAGGGCAGCAGCAGAUCAAACGGCCAAGCCGCAGACACACAGAAGGUCAUGAGCCAAGUGGAGGUUGAGAAACACCUAGGAAAUGACCUCAUGUCAUGUAUUCCUUCAGUUUGUUCUUUUGUUUAUGUACUGCUGAGAGAGAUUGGGUGAUCACACUACUUCUCAAGAACAUCUGUCUUCUUAACCUUCAAUACGUUUGCUAAUGUACUGCUAAUUUUGAUUUUCUGAAUUCAUUUUAAUGUUUCAUUUUUAUGGCCUUCAUGCUUUUAGACAUAUUGGAUUAAACAUUGCAUUGUUUUAACUGAAUCAUUUAAACUAAUUCACAAGCUCAACUAAAUCAAAUUGUAAAGCACUUGCACAACGUUCGUGUUAUUGGUGUAGACAUUUCUUACAAGUGUAAUAAUAAGGUACAAUCUUAUAAAAUUACACUUAAAAUAAAAUAUAUUAUUUUUACUGUUAGAGGUUAUAGGAUAAAUCAGUAGGUAGUAUUUUCAAAUCCUGGUGACCCAUAAUCCACAGUUUAAAAAAAGCAUUUUCUAGUUAUUGCUUAUACACCGAUCAGCCAUAACAUUAAAACCACCUUCUUGUUUCUACACUCACUGUCCAUUUUAUCAGCUCCACUUACCAUAUAGAAGCACUUUGUAGUUCUAAAAUGACUGACUGUAGUCCAUCUGUUUCUCUACAUACCUUUUUAGCCUGCUUUUACCCUGUUCUUAAAUGGUCAGGACCACCACAGAGCAGGUAUUAUUUAGGUGGAGGAUCAUUCUCAGCACGGCAGUGACACUGACAUGGUGGUGGUGUGUUAGUGUGUGUUGUGCUGGUAUCAGUAGACCAGACACAGCAGCGCUGAUGGAGUUUUUAAAUACUGAGAGUCCACUCACUGUCCACUCUAUUAGACACUCCUACCUAGUUGUACCACCUUGUAGCUGUAAAGUCAGAGACAAUCGCUCAUUUAUUGCUGAUGUUUGAGUUGGUCAUCUUCUAGCCCUUCAUCAGUGGUCACAGGACGCUGCCCACUGGGCUCUGUUGGCUGGAUGUUUUUGGUUGGUGGACUUUUCUUAGUCCAGCAGUGACAGUGAUGUGUUUAAAAACUCCAUUAGCAUUGAUGUGUCGUAUCCACUCAUACCAACUCAUAGAUGAAAAUAUUACAUGUCUUUAGCUAUAAGCCAGAAGCAGACCACCUCAUCCACAGACGCAUAGUAAAGGCUGCAGGUGUUCACUUAAAUAGAGCAAAAGCUACAACUGAUUCCACUUGCUUCCUCAAUUGUUUUCAGUUUUCAAAAUGUCAGUGUUAAAAUGAUUAAUGUUUGGGAUCAAGUUCAGCAUCUUCUUGGCUGGAGUGAAAACCUUUACAUUAAGUCUUGUGUAUAGUAUUUUAGGUUACCCAUGUUGUAAUAUACCUUGACCAGACCUGGUAAUAAUUACUGAUCCUAUAUUCUUUUAGUUGAAUGGCUUGUAACACAUUUUCUAUUAUUUUACCUCUGCAGUCAAGUUUAAGCACCUUACAGUAUGAUUUAUCUGGAGAUUAUUAGUAAAGGAAAAUCUUUUCUGUGUAUGUGUAUCAUUCAGUCUAUGGGCAAGUGCAAUUUUCUGUUUCCUAGUUCUUGGUUGGAAAAUUGCUCCAAAUCUGUCACAAGAACACUCAAUAUCUUUAUGUUUGUGACUCUAGCUGAUUGUUAAUGUGUAUUUAUUUUAUGGCUGUAUUUUAUUCUGACAGACCUUAUCAGUAGAGAAGAUAUCAUGUAAGGGUGGAGGGCAUUUUGCAUGUAUGACAAGAUAUGGUUCUAUUUAUUGAAAUGUAAUUUAAUAACUGACACUGUUUUUGUACAUAGGUUGUUUUGGAAUGUAUAGCUACUAUUGACCCACCAACACCAAUAACACAGGAAUUUAAAGUUACAGCACAAGCACCAACUGUUGUAAUUGGUAUUUUUACAUAGAAUUUGGUCACAUCGUGUUGUUUGUAUGUUCUGUUGUACCUGAAUAUAAGAACUUAAAGGAAAUAAAAGCAUACAGUGUA
Molecule: messenger RNA, 4459 nt
Organism: Trichomycterus rosablanca
Lineage: Eukaryota; Metazoa; Chordata; Actinopteri; Siluriformes; Trichomycteridae
Gene: sema3ga
Product: sema domain, immunoglobulin domain (Ig), short basic domain, secreted, (semaphorin) 3Ga
Exons: 18
Coding region: 252-2510 (752 amino acids)
Biological process (GO): semaphorin-plexin signaling pathway; negative regulation of axon extension involved in axon guidance; axon guidance
Cellular component (GO): plasma membrane
Molecular function (GO): semaphorin receptor binding; chemorepellent activity
Source: RefSeq, a predicted model, not a curated record